This is a messenger RNA of Hypomesus transpacificus, 2579 nucleotides long. RefSeq names its product tubulin folding cofactor E (gene tbce). NCBI's taxonomy places the organism in Eukaryota, Metazoa, Chordata, Actinopteri, Osmeriformes, Osmeridae. The transcript is spliced from 17 exons. The record is from RefSeq and is a predicted model, not a curated record. Gene Ontology annotation, molecular function: protein binding. Bases 203 to 1780 code for a protein of 525 amino acids.
AUUUUGAAAUCCAUAAGCAAGCCACACUACAAGUUUGUACCACCAGUUAUCUGGUCGUUGUCUACUGUCUCAGAAACCAAAGCGGGUCUAAUGUACGACCAAGACAGACUGCCUACUACUUGCAAACAAACCAGCUAACCUGUUUGGUGAAGUAGUAAGCAACAUUCAGCCAGUCACCGACCAGCCAUACGGCAGCACCACCAUGGACGACGGCUUGCCAUCAGACGCAGUAGGGAGUCGUGUAUCGUGCGAUGGAGAGCGGGGCACGGUGCGGUUUGUUGGCACCGUACCACCAACUACUGGGCUGUGGCUUGGUGUGGAGUGGGACAACCCUGAGCGAGGUAAACAUGAUGGCACCCAUGAAGGAAUCCACUACUUUACAUGCAGGCACCCAAAGGGGGGUUCCUUUAUACGUCUCAAGAAGGCCAGUUUUGGGGUGGACUAUCUAACAGCCAUCCGAGGACGCUACAAGAAAGAAGUACAGCAGAUUCUGAACGAAGAGAUAACCAUCUCCUCCAAAACAGUGGAGAUGGUUGGCUUUGAGGCUGUCACUGAGAAACAGAAGGAAGAGUUCCUUACCACUGUAGCACUCAGGAUGUGUGAGGUGUCCAAACCUGGUGCGGAUAACGAAAUCCGGAAAGUCACUCCUCAUGUGGUCUCUCUGGACCUGAGUGGAAACCUGCUAUCCCGAUGGGAGGAUGUGGCAGCCAUUACAGAGCAGAUGGAGCCACUGAGAGAGCUAGUACUCAGCCAUAACAGACUGCGUGUGCCUAUCAAACCCAUGGCACUAAAUCAGGCCUUCUCCAGCCUGAAGGUGCUCUCCCUCAAAAAGUGUACCCUCACAUGGCCUCAGCUGUUGGAGUGUGUCCCCAUGUGGCCCCAGCUGGAAGAGUUAUACGUCUCUGAGAACGACAUCACAAAACUCGAGAGUCCAUCACAGCAGGUCCUAGAGUCUCUAACCAUUCUGGAUCUUUCGGACAACCCCUUGGUUGAAGAUAGCCUGCUCAGUAUCAGCCAGCUACCACGACUGGAAAACCUUAACUUAUCCAAGACAGGUCUAUCGACUAUUUGGUUCAAUGAUGCUCAACCUGGUUUCAAGACGGCCAUGUUCCCAGCACUGAAGAUGUUGGCUCUUAAUAAUAACAAUAUAUCAGAUUGGCUGGUGGUGAGUGAGCUGGAAAAGCUGAGCAGCUUGGUGAAGCUGUCGUGCCGGAAUAACCCUCUGCUGAGCAGAGAGAAUAAUCCAGAAACUGCCACUCAGCUUCUUAUUGCCAGAGUGGGCAAGCUGGAGGUCUUGAACAGGAGCCAGAUCACUCUAGAGGAGAGAAGAGGGGCAGAGCUGGACUACUGCAAGAUGUUUGGGCUGGAGUGGCUGGCAUCAGGAGGACACAGAGAUCCUCAGCAGAACCACCCCAGCACAGAGUUCACUGCCCAGCACCCCCGCUAUCUGAUGUUGAUACAGAAAUAUGGAGCUCCGGAGGAAGGAGAGCUCAAAAAGCCGGAGCCUUUUGCGCUGAAAAACCAACUCUUGUCCAUUACAUUCCUUUGUCCAGAAGAUUCAGACAGGAAGCCCAUUGUAAAAAAACUACCAGAUUCUAUGAUCAUCCAGAAGGUGAAAGGCCUGCUGUACAGGCUUCUGAAGAUACCAGGUGUCCAGUUGAAGCUCUCCUACGCUAGCUCAAAGAUGGAGGGAACAGAGAUAGACAUCGACAACGACCUGAAGCCACUGCAGUUCUACUCCAUAGAGGACGGAGACAAGGUACUGGUGCGCUGGUCCUGAGCUUCUCACAGGCGGGGACGCAAGUCAAAGAAGGACGGAAGAUGCGCUGGACUGGGAAGGCAUGGAUUUACUGGUGAAGGCCCGCUUACACCAGAAGAUGUUGUUGACCUGCUUUGUCAGCAAACAUGGCUGACGUUAGGCCACAUUGGUUAGAAGUGGGAUUAGGAGGGGUAUAGUUCAAGGCCUAUAUGGAACUCAUUUAAGGGACUGCAGUUUAUGCAUAGAACUGAUAGGGGAUAUGAAGUUACGCCACUAAAUCAUGUAGUAACGAAGCCUUAAAUUAAAACUACGUAAAAAACAUUUAUUUACGUUUUAUUUCGAACAUGAAAUGCGCCAAUGUAGCAUGGAUCAAUACAGUACAGAACUUGCAAUGUGACAAACUAAUGGUACAUCAUUACUGGGCAGGUGGCUGAAUUAUAAAAUGUGGUUCAAUGUGUUUGUCUUUUAUAUGUAAAACAUUCCAUUCACAUGUUUUCUUAUGAAGAGGAAAAUUUGAAUAUAGUUAAUUUCUGGACAAACUGGAGAGUCAAAGCUACGUUCUUUUAUUAAUGUGACAUCAAUUCAGUUACCUCAAUGGUUGUCAACAUUCAAUUUAACCCUUUUUUGUCACCAGUAGGGGGUAGUUGAUGCUUAGAAAUGUUUUCUACAUUCCAAGACAACUGAGCUCUGUGUCUAAAUCAGUGGUUCCCAACCCUGGUCCUCAGGGCAUUGACUUAAUUUGCUAACAAGAUAAAAAAACUGUAUAAGGUAGACUCCACAAAGAGUAAUAAAGUCCCACCUAAAGUCUACUGGAUGACAA